This is a messenger RNA of Capsicum annuum, 465 nucleotides long. RefSeq lists its product as uncharacterized. The record is from RefSeq and is a predicted model, not a curated record. Lineage: Eukaryota; Viridiplantae; Streptophyta; Magnoliopsida; Solanales; Solanaceae. Gene Ontology annotation, molecular function: zinc ion binding. The transcript has a single exon. The coding region runs from base 1 to 465 and encodes 154 amino acids.
AUGGAGCAGGACAUAUUUCAUGGCAACAAGUUUGACAUGAUGACCACAAAUAUUGCUGAGUCGGUGAACGCUAUGUUGAUUGCCGAAAGGGAAUACCCUGUGGCAUCCAUAUUCAAUUUGAUUGCCAAGAGGUUUGAUGAAAUAUUUAGGGAGAGGAGUGCCUACGUCCUCAAAUGUAAGGAUAACAAAUUUGUUCCUGCCGCCAAAAAAAUCUUAAGAGAUAAUAUGAGCGAGGGUGACUCUUUCUAUAUAGAGAACAUAAGUGGAGAUAAAAGCCAAUACACUGUAUUUGGAAGUGGCUCUACGGCUAAAGUCGACCUACUGGAAACGUCUUGUUCGUGUAGGAAGUUUGACCUAGUCAAAAUAUCUUACUAUCACGCGAUGGCCACUUUGCGAUCGAAGCACAGUGAUGAUUGUGGUUUGAGAGUCUAUGAUUACUCUUCGCCCCUGUAUAAAGUGGAAUAG